AUGGCCAAGUAUACGUUAUUCCGGGCAACGUUACCGGAUCCACAAAUUGGCGGCAUCAUCAAGACUCUGAUAGGCGCCGACGAAACCGCGGCGGAAGCCUAUAAAAACGUGGAGCGUGAGACAGUUGCUACCCUUGAAUGGAUGAGGGUCAUUGUCAAUGAGAUGGGCCAAUUCAAGGGCAUAGGGCCAAAUGAUCAAACAAUGAUCAAGUGUGGUGCUGCAGACAUGGUACCGAUUCAGCACCGUCCUGGUUUUUGGUUUGAUCGAGAGUAUCCGAUGAUGAGCCCUGUACGGCCGGCUACCAACCGGAGGAUGUUCUGCGACCCGGAAGUAAGUGCAUUCACAUAUAUCGUCGACGAGCCAAACGGGAGGCCUGAAGCGAUCGUGGUUAUUUGCAUGCAGCCGGAUGGACCAUUUUGGCCUCAUGGGCGAAUAAGAGUUGCUAGUGAAUGGAAUGAACCGCUCAUCGAGGGGGAAUCUCUGGAUAUCUUUGAGAACCAUCUGAGUUUGACACUCCUGCACGAGUUCAUGCAUGCGGCGGGAGUAGAGUAUUUCCCUCCGAUUCUCCCUGAUGACGUUGGGGAAGCGUAUGGUGUUGGAGAAAUCAGUCGUCUGACGACCGAACAAAAGAGAAUGAAUGCCGACGGCUAUGCACUUUUGGCGACAGCGAUAGCGACGAUGAUCCCCAAGCCAGCACGGGCCCACUGA
This is a messenger RNA of Uncinocarpus reesii 1704, 708 nucleotides long. RefSeq lists its product as uncharacterized. The coding region runs from base 1 to 708 and encodes 235 amino acids. The record is from RefSeq and is a predicted model, not a curated record. Gene Ontology annotation, molecular function: metallopeptidase activity. The transcript is spliced from 4 exons. NCBI's taxonomy places the organism in Eukaryota, Fungi, Ascomycota, Eurotiomycetes, Onygenales, Onygenaceae.